AUGUCGGACGUCGAGGUGUUCCAAUACGGCGGAUUUUACAGCGUGUCCCUGCCCCUCCUCCAGUCCUCGACACUCCCUUUACCAACGACGGCGCACCGCAGCAAUCACGACACCGACCGCUUUCGCGAGGAGAAGAUUCGGUGGAGAGUUUCUGAUGAAGGCGAAAACUUGCUGGACGGACUGGGCGCCGCGAAGGGGGCGCCCACGACAGGGAAAGUUUGUCGGCGGGUGCCGCGGUCACGACGCGCGCCGCGCGUGGUCAUGGGGCGAGAGAAGGGAACGCUUCUUGUUAUGGGAGGGCUGAGUCAGCGCAGCGCCUGCGAAAGCGUCGACGAGGGAGGGGGGCGGGGCGGGGAUAGUGCGGGCAGAACGUCGACGGCAGCGGCGACGACGAGCGCGACGGCGAGCAGCACCGACAGACGCGCCGACGCCGACGCCGACGCAGCGCCGCCCGAAGGACCGCCAGAAAAUCCGGAGACGGCCGAACGGGGCGGGAGGCGUGCCGAGCCGCGGGAUCCCAGGCCGAGCGGGGUCAACACUGAGACGGUUGAAACGCGCACUCUGCAGAGACGCUCCUCGGCGACUCCAACGCAAGGCCCGCAAUCGACGCGCUGUUUCCUGGCGCGGGCUGACGACAGCAGCCACACACUGCCGGAGCCGCCGCCCGAAACCCGAUUUCCAGAAUUUUGGGAUAUUUUGCGCCGGUAA
Gloeophyllum trabeum ATCC 11539 is the source of this 708-nucleotide messenger RNA. RefSeq lists its product as uncharacterized. Bases 1 to 708 code for a protein of 235 amino acids. The record is from RefSeq and is a predicted model, not a curated record. NCBI's taxonomy places the organism in Eukaryota, Fungi, Basidiomycota, Agaricomycetes, Gloeophyllales, Gloeophyllaceae. The transcript has 2 exons.